AUGCCGCCCAUGGACCUCGCCGACGACAAGGUCCUCAUCGUGAGCGGCAAGGACAUUUCGACGCUCUCGCUCGAGAUCCCGCUCUCUUCCAUUCUCUCAAACCAGGCCGACGUGUUCCGCAUGCUCUCGCUGCCCUCGGCGGCCAUCGCACCUCAGGAUGCGGCGCAGUGCCCUCCGCGGAUCGGUAUCAACGCCCCCCACCACACGGUCCUCUUCAUGCCCGCCAGCUCCGAAGGCACCACCAGCGUCAAGUGCGUCUCGGUGCCAAAGCCGUCCGAACCGCUGCCGGCUGGCGUGCCUGGCGGCAUCCCGGGCACCACGCUCCUCUUUCACACCAAGAGCUCGAGGGUGAGGGCCGUGGUCAACGCUGCCGAGCUCACCGCCAUCCGCACCGCUGCCGGAAGCGUCGUGGCCAACGUGCUCGCCAUCCCACCCGCCAGCGAGCGCGGUCGCAGCGUCCGCAACGUCGUCGUCUUUGGAGGCGGGAUGCAGGCCUUCUACCACGCCUGGCUGCUGUGCAGGGUCUACGACGGCAUCGCAAAGGUCACGUUUGCUUUGACCCGCGGCAAGGAGCCCUCCGCGUCGACCAGGGACAGCAUCCGGCGCCUGCAGAGCGUGCUCCAGGGCGGCCAGGUCGCAGUCGAGUGGAGCGACCAGGUCGAGGCCAAAGUGCGCGAGGCCGACAUCGUCUGCUGCUGCACGCCGUCCGACAAGCCCCUGCUGCAGACCGAAUGGGUCAAGGACGGCACCCACUUCAACAUCGUCGGCGCAUACAAGCCGCACAUGGUCGAGCUGCCUGCCUCGCUGGUCCAGCUGGCAACUGCAGGAGGCUCGCUGGUGGUCGACUCGGCCGAGGCAUGUGCCAAAGAGGCCGGCGAUCUCAUCCAGGCCGACGUUGCCGAAGAGCAGCUGGUGGAGCUGGGGACGCUGGUGCCCGACACGGUCGAGGACUGGAAGCGGGUCCGCUCCUGCCCUGCGUGGAAGCGCGACGAGAGCGCGAGGGGCAUCAGCAUCUUUAAGAGCGUCGGUGUCGGUGUCCAGGACGUUGCCGUCACGGCCAUGUUUGUCGACGAGGCGGAGAGGCGGGGCGUCGGGCAGAGGGUCGACUUCUUCUGA
This is a messenger RNA of Pseudozyma flocculosa PF-1, 1116 nucleotides long. RefSeq lists its product as uncharacterized. The record is from RefSeq and is a predicted model, not a curated record. Gene Ontology annotation, cellular component: cytoplasm. The transcript is spliced from 2 exons. Bases 1 to 1116 code for a protein of 371 amino acids. Lineage: Eukaryota; Fungi; Basidiomycota; Ustilaginomycetes; Ustilaginales; Ustilaginaceae.